This is a messenger RNA of Lucilia sericata (common green bottle fly), 685 nucleotides long. RefSeq names its product gustatory and odorant receptor 22-like. Gene Ontology annotation, biological process: sensory perception of taste. Gene Ontology annotation, cellular component: membrane. The record is from RefSeq and is a predicted model, not a curated record. Bases 107 to 520 code for a protein of 137 amino acids. The transcript has 3 exons. Lineage: Eukaryota; Metazoa; Arthropoda; Insecta; Diptera; Calliphoridae.
GUGUUUGUGUAAUAAAAUUUGUGUCCGAAUCGUUUUUUUGUACGAAUUUUGGAAUUAAAAUAUUGAAUAUUUGUUGUUGUAGCUUUGUGUUAAAUUCACACAGAACAUGUCGAUAAACAUCACAAUAGGGUCAUAUGGCGCAAUAUCCGAAAUAUUUGAUUCUGGUUUCUCAUACAAAGUACUAGGUCUAAUAGUACUAACAAUUUACUGUGCGUCUUUGCUUUUUAUUGUAUGCAAUUGUGCACACAACGCUACAGCAGUUAUAGCUUGUGGAGUUCAAGAUACAUUGCUUUCUGCUAACCUCCUUCAGAUGGACAUCCAAGCACAAAAGGAAAUUGAUCUUUUCAUAUCAGCAAUUGAAUUAAAUCCCCCUGUUGUUAGCAUGGAAGGGUAUGGACUUAUAAACCGAAAACUUUUAACAUCGACAAUUUCUACCAUUACUAUUUAUCUUAUUGUUUUACUUCAGUUUAAAUUAAGCAUUAUUUCGGAAAAAACCAUAAAAGCAAAAUUAACCACAUAAAUAUUAAGAAAAAAUAAAUAAAAUAAUUAAGUAUACAUAUCGUCACCUAAAACGCAAACGGCCCUAUCUAACAUUUUUAAAAUUUUACAGGAGAAGUAAAAACUAUUUAAAUUGAAACGUUUGUUUCUAUCAACGCGAUUUAUUUGUAAAAAAUAAACAAAUUGU